Molecule: messenger RNA, 4293 nt
Organism: Chionomys nivalis (European snow vole)
Lineage: Eukaryota; Metazoa; Chordata; Mammalia; Rodentia; Cricetidae
Gene: Rab3gap1
Product: RAB3 GTPase activating protein catalytic subunit 1
Exons: 25
Coding region: 21-2987 (988 amino acids)
Biological process (GO): positive regulation of GTPase activity
Molecular function (GO): GTPase activator activity
Source: RefSeq, a predicted model, not a curated record
CUGACGCUCCGCUCCGCAAGAUGGCGGCGGACAGUGAGCCCGAGUCCGAGGUGUUUGAGAUCACGGACUUCACCACGGCCUCUGAGUGGGAAAGAUUUAUUUCCAAAGUUGAAGAAGUCUUGAAUGACUGGAAACUGAUUGGAAACUCUCUGGGACAACCACUUGAAAAGGGUGUAUUUACUUCUGGCACGUGGGAAGAGAGAUCAGAUGAGAUUUCAUUUGCCGACUUCAAGUUCUCAAUCACUCAUCACUAUCUUGUACAAGAAUCCACUGAUAAAGAAGGAAAAGAUGAAGAAUCAGAGGAUGCUAUUCCACAGUCAAUGCAAGAUUUGCUGUGUAUGAAUAAUGACUUUCCUCCAAGAGCACACUGUCUAGUGAGAUGGUAUGGCCUGCGUGAGUUUGUGGUGAUUGCUCCUGCUGCACAAAGUGAUGCGGUUCUCAGUGAAUCCAAGUGCAACCUCCUUCUUAGUUCCAUUUCCAUUGCUUUGGGAAACACUGGCUGCCAGGUACCAUUGUUUGUACAAAUACAUCACAGAUGGCGGAGGUUGUACAUGGGAGAAUGUCAAGGUCCUGGUGUUCGAACUGACUUUGAAAUGGUUCAUCUUCGAAAAGUGCCAAAUCAGUACACUCAUUUGUCAGGCCUGCUGGACAUCUUCAAAUCAAAGAUUGGCUGUCCUUUAACUCCAUUGCCUCCAGUUAGCAUUGCUAUUCGAUUGACAUAUGUGCUUCAGGAUUGGCAGCAGUACUUUUGGCCUCAGCAGCCUCCAGAUAUAGAUGCCCUUGUGGGAGGAGAAGUUGGAGGCCUGGAGUUUGGCAAGUUGCCAUUUGGUGCCUGUGAAGAUCCUAUCAGUGAACUCCAUUUAGCAACGACAUGGCCUCAUCUGACAGAAGGGAUUAUUGUGGACAAUGAUGUUUAUUCUGAUUUGGAUCCUGUUCAAGCUCCCCAUUGGUCUGUUAGAGUUCGAAAAGCUGAUAAUCCCCAAUGUUUACUAGGUGAUUUUGUCACUGAAUUUUUAAAAAUUUGCCGUCGAAAGGAAUCAACUGAUGAGAUUCUUGGACGAUCCACAUUUGAGGAAGAAGGAAGAGAAGUUGCUGAUAUAACUCAUGCUCUGUCAAAGCUGACCGAACCAGCACCAGUUCCAAUUCAUAAAUUGUCAGUUUCAAAUAUGGUUUAUACAGCAAAGAAGAAAAUACGGAAGCACAGAGGAGAAGAGUCACCACUAAACAAUGAUGUUCUCAAUACCAUUCUCUUGUUCUUAUUCCCAGAUGCUGUUUCUGAGAAGCCAUCAGAUGCAACUACUUCAAUAGAUAAUAGCACCCAUCCAUCAGAAGGUGAAGACUAUACUCUCUACAAUCAGUUCAAAUCUGCACCCUCUGACAGUUUAACAUACAAACUGGCCUUGUGUCUUUGUAUGAUCAAUUUCUACCAUGGAGGGCUGAAGGGAGUGGCACAUCUCUGGCAGGAAUUUGUUCUUGAAAUGCGCUUCAGAUGGGAAAACAACUUUCUGAUUCCAGGACUAACAAGUGGACCACCAGAUCUAAGAUGCUGUUUACUACAUCAGAAAUUACAGAUGUUAAAUUGUUGUAUCGAAAGGAAGAAAGCACGUGAUGAGGGGAAAAAGACAAGCCCUUCAGAUAAUGUAACUAAUGCAUAUUCAGGGGAUGCUGGGAAAGCUGGAGGCCAGCUAGGCCUGGACCAUCUCAGAGAUACAGAGAAGGAAAAGGGAGAAAUGGGAAAAUCCUGGGAUUCUUGGAGCGAUAGUGAAGAAGAAUUUUUUGAAUGCCUCAGUGAUACUGAAGACCUUAAAGGAAAUGGCCAGGAGAGUGGCAAGAAAGGAGGCCCCAAGGAGAUGGCCAACUUAAAGCCGGAAGGACGCCUGCACCAGCAUGGGAGACUCACACUGCUGCAUAAUGGAGAGCCUCUCUACAUCCCGGUGACCCAGGAGCCAGCGCCCAUGACAGAAGACCUGCUGGAAGAGCAGUCUGAGGUCUUAGCUAAGUUAGGGACAUCUGCUGAGGGGGCGCACCUCCGUGCACGCAUGCAGAGUGCCUGCCUGCUUUCCGAUAUGGAGUCUUUCAAGGCAGCUAAUCCAGGUUGUUUUCUGGAAGAUUUUGUGAGGUGGUACUCACCAAGGGACUACAUUGAAGAGGAGGUGACUGAUGAGAAAGGCAAUGUGGUUCUGAAGGGAGAGUUGAGUGCCCGCAUGAAGAUCCCCAGCAACAUGUGGGUGGAAGCUUGGGAAACUGCUAAGCCCAUUCCAGCGAGACGUCAGAGGAGACUGUUUGAUGACACCCGAGAGGCUGAAAAGGUGCUGCACUACCUGGCCAUGCAGAAGCCUGCAGACCUAGCUCGGCACCUCCUGCCUUGUGUGAUUCAUGCAGCUGUUCUCAAGGUAAAGGAAGAAGAAAGUCUGGAAAACAUUCCUUCAGUUAAGAAGAUUAUAAAGCAGAUCAUAGCCCAUUCCAGCAAAGUUCUGCACUUCCCCAAUCCCGAAGACAAGAAGUUGGAAGAAAUCAUCCUUCAGAUUACUAAUGUGGAAGCUAUAAUAGCCCGCGCCCGUUCCCUGAAGGCCAAAUUUGGAACUGAAAAAUGUGAGCAAGAGGAAGAAAAAGAAGACCUUGAAAGAUUUGUCAGCUGCCUGCUGGAGCAGCCUGAAGUGUCAGUCACUGGGGCUGGAAGAGGACAUGCAGGCCGGAUCAUCCACAAGCUGUUUGUGAAUGCUCAGCGGCUGACUGAGUCUUCUGAUGAGGCUGCUGCAAUGGCUCUGCCAGAGGAGGAGCUGAAGAGGUCGGGCUACCCAGAGGAGAGAAGACAGAACUUGGUAUCUGACUUCCCACCUCCUGUAGGCCGGGAGCUUAUCCUGAGGGCCACUGUGCCGCGGCCUGCGCCCUACUCCAAAGCCCUGCCACAGCGCAUGUACAGUGUACUCACCAAGGAGGACUUCAGACUUGCAGGUGCCUUUUCCUCAGACACCUCCUUCUUCUAGUGGGGAGGAGGAGAGGCAGCUCCUGCCAUGGACCCGAGGAACACCAAGAGGACCUCGUCUAGCCACAGCAGGAGUCAUACCAGCAUCCUGAGCCAUCUCCAGCACCAGGCUUGAGCCAGAGGGACAGAUCUGAGGUGUCAGACUUCUGCUUGGGGGAGAUGGCCUCUGUGGAGGAAACCACACAGCAGUGGGCCUCUCACCUUGGAGGACAGUUUGGUCACUCUCCUGAGACAGUCAUCUGUGGAAACACUUAGUGGUCGUCCUUAUUAGUAUCACGUAUGCAAAACAGAGUAUCAACUCAGGUUCUGGAUAGUGUGGAGGUAGCAUUUAGUCCCAGAAUCUGUGUUCGUAAAUUGCCAUGUGUCAUUCUGUUUAUUCGGUCACCUGAUGGUCAGCUUUAUUACGCUAUUUGAUAAACAUCUGAAUAUCCUAGGAGAAAAACUAGAAUUGCAGUUUUGUUUUUCUACGUCACUGUAACCAAAUGUAUUCCUACUGAUCAGUCUGUACAUAACAUUUGGCUGCAAUUUGGUUCAGUGUGUGCAUCUGUCUGUCUGUCUUGUAGGAUCUCUUUGUCCUCUUUGUUGUACCCCUGCUUUUGCACUUUACUUCUCUGUGUUGCUGGCUGGGGACGGUAUUUAAUAAAAUCAUAUGAGCACAUGCUAAUCACACAGCCUGGGAACAGAACAUCGUGCAGUUGGUGAGCCAUGAUGUAUGUGCUAGUGCUAGUGGGCAGAACUUGAUGACUGCUGGGCUCUUGUAGUGGAGAGCGACUGGGCUGUGGCGGUCGGUACAGGGAUGAUGGCACCACCCAUUGUGUGGCUCAGUCUGUCACUGCAGGACCUCUGGGGAUUGUAAAUUAUUCUGGGACCUAAAAUUCCCACUUGAAUCCAAAGUGAAAUAUGGUUAUGAUGAAGUGUAAAUUCUGCCUGUGCGAUUUUUAAAAACUGAUAGAACUGCACAAACCCUGUGUUACUAUUUUUUAUAAAAAAAACAAACAAAAAAACAAAACAGAACAAAUCUAUAUACAUUUAUCUGUAGAGUGUGCGCAGACGCGUCUGUGUGUGCAUAGGGGCCAGGUGUUGACCCCAGGCUUCACAGUGCUUUUCUCUGAGCUGCUGGACUUUGCUUCUUAGAAACCCAUAGAUACUGGCUGAGGCCCGAGUGUCAGACCACGUAGAAGAUGGUUCCCACAGGACAGUGUCUGUCUGCUUUCCUGGGUGUGGACAGAACUCUACAGUGAGAAGAUUGGUCUAAAACGGAAUAGUUUACCUAAUAAAAUGGUCUGGUGUCUAUGUGGCUACUUGUG